Messenger RNA from Sinocyclocheilus grahami, 1999 nucleotides. RefSeq names its product dopamine receptor D1a (gene drd1a). The transcript has 2 exons. NCBI's taxonomy places the organism in Eukaryota, Metazoa, Chordata, Actinopteri, Cypriniformes, Cyprinidae. Gene Ontology annotation, molecular function: dopamine neurotransmitter receptor activity, coupled via Gs; G protein-coupled receptor activity. The record is from RefSeq and is a predicted model, not a curated record. Gene Ontology annotation, biological process: positive regulation of MAPK cascade; adenylate cyclase-activating adrenergic receptor signaling pathway; G protein-coupled dopamine receptor signaling pathway. Bases 559 to 1662 code for a protein of 367 amino acids. Gene Ontology annotation, cellular component: plasma membrane.
GGUCUCACCGAUCGCGCAAUCGACGCGCAUUGCUCAGGCGCUCGGGCAUCCUGAAGAAAACCUUCAUUUCGACAGGAUGAAGGUGCGCUGGAGUCAAGCCUCGAGGACGGACACGAAGCAAGUUUUCUUUCCUGUCUAUUCAAAUGAAUCGUUUUAAAGACAGGACGGUUCAAAGAGCAAACAGUGCAACAUUUAUUCGGAUAAAUGCAAAAACGAAGAGCUUCAGUAUCAUCUAACAGAAAUGCAGGAACAGGUUAUUGCUCACUGGAAUCUGAAACGGGUCUGACUCCUGCAUGAUCACCACUCCAGGGAUCUCCAGAUGGGUGAGUCAAAACUGUGUGCAGAGUAAUCAAUUGAACUUUGUUUUGAUGGAUGGAGGAUCACUGAUGCUACUACAAGAUGAUUAUGUUUCUCUGAUUGGCAUGCCAGUAUAACUGAACUGGACUUUAUUGACACUGGAAUGCAGGGCAGUGUUAUGUGCAAUGGAAUAUGAACUGGGAAUACGCAGCCAACUAAGAUGAAGUGUUUGAACACUUUCAUGAUGCAGUGAGAUAUUAGAUGCACUGGAUAAUGGCAGUGAUGGAUUUGAACUUGACGACGGUCAUUGACAGCGGCUUCAUGGAAAGCGACCGCUCCACGCGGGUUCUGACCGGUUGCUUUCUGUCCGUUCUAAUCCUCUCCACUUUACUCGGGAACACACUGGUUUGUGCAGCUGUCACAAAGUUUCGCCACCUGCGCUCUAAAGUCACAAACUUUUUUGUCAUCUCGCUGGCGGUGUCAGACCUGCUGGUGGCCAUUCUGGUCAUGCCCUGGAAGGCUGUGACAGAGGUUGCAGGCUUCUGGCCCUUUGGUGCGUUUUGUGACAUUUGGGUGGCUUUCGAUAUCAUGUGCUCCACGGCGUCCAUCCUGAACCUGUGCGUUAUUAGCGUGGACCGAUACUGGGCCAUUUCCAGCCCGUUCCGCUAUGAAAGGAAGAUGACUCCCAGGGUGGCCUUUGUGAUGAUCAGCGGGGCUUGGACCCUGUCCGUGCUCAUCUCCUUCAUCCCGGUGCAGCUCAAAUGGCACAAGGCUCAGCCGAUGAGCUUCCCGGUGGUCAACGCGUCUCACAGGGCACUGCUGACGGACAACUGCGACUCCAGCCUCAACCGAACAUACGCCAUUUCGUCCUCGCUCAUCAGCUUCUACAUUCCCGUCGCCAUCAUGAUUGUAACAUACACUCAGAUUUACCGAAUCGCCCAGAAGCAGAUCCGACUCAUCUCGGCUCUGGAAAGGGCCGCGGAGAACGCCAAGAUCCGCCACGACAGCAUGGGCAGCAGCUCCAACGUGGACACGGAGAGCUCCUUCAAACUGUCCUUCAAAAGGGAGACGAAAGUCUUAAAAACGCUGUCUGUUAUAAUGGGGGUUUUCGUGUGCUGCUGGUUGCCCUUCUUCAUCCUGAACUGCAUGGUGCCGUUUUGUAAGCGCACGUCGGCCGGUCUCCCCUGCAUCAGUCCAACAACAUUUGAUGUUUUUGUCUGGUUCGGAUGGGCCAAUUCGUCUCUCAACCCCAUCAUAUAUGCCUUCAAUGUCGACUUUCGCCGAGCCUUUGCCAUCCUUUUGGGAUGCCAGAGACUCUGUCCAGGAAGCCAUAGCAUGGAAACACUUAGCCUGAACAAGAACUGAAAAGCAAUGUCACACCAAUCCUUUGCCAAGGAAGGCAGGGUGGGGGGAUUUGGGAUUAAGACUCUGGGAAGAGAGCCCUCCUGCUCUGCUGGAGAGCAGGGGGUGUCCCAUAAGCGAGGCUAAUCUCUAUAAAAAGCUAUACUUCCCCAAAGAAUGACACAAGGGUGGUCUGUGCGUUCCCAGUGUCUUUUUCAGACAAUGAACAGAUUACUGAAUCCACAAGUGACUUGCCGAAGUCAGAGGAGCAAUGUUUUAUCAAAAGAAAUGUAGAUGUUUCUUUGAAUGUUUUGUGGAGGUCUUGUUUAUUUUAAAGAAGCUGUACAGUAAUAAUGUUAAA